CGUUUAUAUAAACCACAACACAUUCAUCACGAAUUCACAACUGCCAGUGAACCACCUCGUACUCUCCGAUGGCUUGGCACCGGCAGCGCGGCUUCCCGUUGUUCAUUAGGCCGUGCCUGGAGCUCGCCGUGAUGGCCGCGAUGUGCGCGGCGUCCACGGCGCAGCAGCAGCCACUGCCACUGCCGCAGCCGACGCCAGCUAUGCCGAACGUGACAGCGUGCCCGCCGGCGCAGGCCACCUUGUCGCCGUGCGUGAGCUACUUCAUCGGCAACUCCUCGUCGCCGUCCGCCGCGUGCUGCUCCCAGAUACAGGCCAUGUUCCAGUCGCAGGAGCCCUGCCUCUGCGCCGCGAUGGCGUCGGCGCCGUCGCAGCUCGGCUCGGCGCUUGGCCAACUGCUGCCCAGCUCAUGCAACCUGCCCCCCAACGCCUGUUCAGGGACGAGCACUGCUCCGCCUGGUUCCACGACGCCGGCGUCAGGGACGACCGCUGCUGCGGCGCCGGCAACUGGACCGACUGGUGCGGACCCGACGGCGCCAUCCGGUGGUGGACUGAAGACAGCUCCAGGAUUGCUUGACUCGGCUGCAGUGUCAUGCUACCACGGCAUCUCCGCUGCCGCUGUCAUGAUCUCGUUGUUAGUUGUUUAUCUUCUCUGAUCCGAUUGUUUUUUCCAAAAAAAGCCAGGUUCUGAGCUUGUUGUAAAUUGUGUACACCUGCUAGCAUCUAAGCACACAUAUUUGUUACAA
Messenger RNA from Phragmites australis (common reed), 743 nucleotides. Its product is annotated as non-specific lipid transfer protein GPI-anchored 5-like. The transcript has a single exon. The record is from RefSeq and is a predicted model, not a curated record. The coding region runs from base 69 to 653 and encodes 194 amino acids. Lineage: Eukaryota; Viridiplantae; Streptophyta; Magnoliopsida; Poales; Poaceae.